CGUAAUCAAUGGCAAUAUUUUGUUUGGUUUGAGUCAAGACCAUGAUAAUCGACUGCAAUUUAAUACAAUAUAUUUAAUCCAAUAAACCCACAUUUUCAUAAUUACGCGUAUCUAAAAUUGGAUAAAGUCGUGUAAAUAGGAAGUUUUUAAUUUAUUGCAAGGGAUUAUCCUGCCCCAAUGUCAUGUAUUACGUUUUACACAUUACAUUAAUUUUUAAUAAACAGUCAGUUCAGAUAUUAGACUAAUUAGUAUUAGUCACUCAUCAGUGCAAGCCUACCUACACAAUAAAAACAAUGUAUUUUACACAAGCAUUUAAUUUUGUAAAUUUACAGAUAUUCCUAAUUAGAACAUUCACUAAUUAAAUCUGAAUUUUGAUUGAUUCUGCAGUCUGCAAGAAAGCCACAUAUUCAAAUACAAAUAAACUAAUUUUGAGCUAUAUUCAAUAUUGGCCAUAUGCCUAAGUAUCUGAAUCUGCACUGUAAAGAGUAGGGGCCUAAACAUUUUUAAAAUUAAACAAAUCCUCUUUUUCAUCCUGCUGUCAAUACCAACUGCAGUACUUACUACCAUCUGGAUGUCUGCAUCUAAUAUAAAAAUUAAAGGCUUUUUUUUUUAUUAUCUUUUAAAUUUAAAACUGUUUAAAUUGAGUGUUUUAACAAUUUAAGUGCUUUCCCACUCAAGUUAAAGCUAGACUAGAGAUGUUAUAAUGAUGUUUUUUCUUAUGUAAUUUAAAACAAUUACAUCAGAAUAAAAAGUCUAGCUAAAUUAUAAACUAUAAGAUUGAUAUUUUCAUUUGAAUAAACAAAAUAUUUACUAAUAUUAAUAAAGAAUUAAUAAAUGCUAUUUUCAUUUGACAUUUCAACCAUUUGAAUAAAUAAAUAUUGACUAAGAAAUAAUGAACAAAUACUUGGGCUUAGUCUAAGCCGUAUACAUUUUUUAAACAAUUGUUUAUAGAAAAUUAUAUUUGUUUUUUAUUUAUUAAUUUGCCCAGCCUUUCUUAAACUGUGGUACAGGUACCACUAAUGCUAAUAGUUACUAAUAGUGCAUUUUUUUGGUGCAGUUGUCACAGAGAUGUAAACAAAACUCAUAUACAGAUAUUACAGCCCAAUCACAAUUAAAUUUAAAUGUACAUUAUGGUUGUUAAAUUUUAGCUGUUGAUUUUAGUUGUAUAAAAUUUUAAAAGUAUGAAAGUCACUGAAUUUAAAAUAACAUGAAACUAUUAUUCUCUUUUCAGCUAUGAAGACUGAAAAAUAUAUCUAGCCUCUUUAACUUAAUACAAGAACAACAAGCCAUUGUACUUACUGAAUCACAAAAUGUGGGGUUGGAUUGCCCUGGCAGCUUUUAUUGUGUUCAUCAUCAUCUUGUAUCUUCUAUCUCCCCUUAUUUCACCUCCUCAAAUAAAUCUUCAAGAUGCUCAUGUUUUAGUAAGCAGUUAUUAUAAAGCUUAAUUAUUUACUUAGUUUUCUUUAUAUAUUUUUUUUUAUAUAUAUAUAUAUAUAUAUAUAUAUAUAUAUAUAUAUAUAUAUAUAUAUAUAUAUAUAGAUAUAUAUAUAUAUAUAUAUAGAUAUAUAUAUAUAGAUAUAUAUAUAUAGAUAUAUAUACCUUGAAGGCUUUGUUUCUAAAAAUAAUUCUAAUUAGCAUCAGGGGUGAAGUAUAGUCAUAACUGAACUUUUGAGAAAAUUUUAUUUAAUAAAAAGUCUACUUUCAUUUUCAUGAACAUAUUCUUUUCCUCAACACCAGAUAAUAUAUAUUCGUAUCAAUCUCCCAAAUGGUUAUUAUUAUUUUGUUUCUAAUUGGUAGGUUACUGGAGGUUCAAGUGGUAUUGGUAAGGCCUUAGCAAUACAAGCAGUCCAACAGGGAGCAAAAGUUACUUUAGUGGCAAGGGACAAGGUAAAUAAAGCAUGAUAAGGUCUUUUAUAUAUAUUUUAAAAAUAUGUAAAAUUGAGAAUGUUCAGUGAUAUUUCCAGACUGUACGUUUCUCUCAGUCAGUCUAAGUAAGUGGUUCCGAAAAUGUACUUCAACAUUUUAAGCAGCAGACCCAUUAGUAGUAGAAAUUUGAAUCAAAGAUUUUACCCAUCAGUAAAAGUGGUAUUGCAUGAAGAAUUAAUAUUUAAGACAUUUCCAAAACAAACUAACUGUUUAUAAGGCAACAAGACAAUUUAUUUUUGACACUGUCAUUGUUGCAGAAGUGAAGUGAAGUAGUGUAACUCAUUGCUGUAAAUUAAAGUUAACACUUUGGUGUUUAAGAUAUAAAUACUGGUACUAAAAUAGUCAAGCCUUGCACUUUAAAAGACAGCUAUUUUGGGCUGGUCAUCCUUCUCACACAAAAUAAGAUGGUCUUCCCAAAGUAAUCUUAAAGCUGGCUAUUCAAAUAAAAAUUCAAUUGAGAAUCUCCUAAACAGUGCAACAAGGACCAGGUCCUGCAUUCCCUUGGAUAAGCCAGCCUUGAAAAAAGCAUCUGGUCAUUGCCAGCCCCUGAUAGGUUUGUUUGGAGAUCUGUAACAAAAACUGUCCUCCAGACAAUCUUAUCUCACAAGCUGACCACCCACCAGAGGACAAUGUCUUUGCCUGCCCUAGUCGGCAAACAAAAAUGAAUUUCUUAUAUGUGGGACAUAGUUGUAUAAAAUAUUAUACAUGUCAAAGGUCCCAUAUUGAUAUUGAAUAAAAUAUAUAUGAAAAGUCCCCAUAUUUUCACAGAAAAAUUCUUGUCAUGACAUAAUGACCCGAAUCAAUUUUUUUAAAAAUAAUAAUAAUAAAUUAGCUUUUAUGAAGACCAAAUCAUACAUAAUAAUACCAUGUUCUAAAAAACUUAAUGUUUCAUGAUUUUAAAUUAAUACAUUGUGGUAAGCAGUUUUUAAACUUUUCUCAGGCUAAACUUGAGGAGGCUAAGAAAGAAGUUGAGUCUGUUGUAAAAGGAGAAGAUGGAGAAAAGGUUAUCUGCAACGGUUUUUCUGUUUUUUUGUUUUUUUAAAGUAUUAUUUCUACAACUUACAAAAGAAGGUAAAACUUAAGAAAAUUUAAUUAUAUUUUGAAAGCUUUAGCAUCUUACUUAAAAGAAUUAGCUUAUUUAUUAAUUAUGUUGUAUUUUGUGAGAAAGAUUUUGCACAGUUACUUAUAGUCAAGGGUUCAUAUUGACACCAACCCCACCCCUCAUCUGUGGCAUAAACCUGCUCACUGUGGACGCUAAUAAAUUCAAAUAGAACUAUUAGUACUGGACCUAAUAUGAUGUAAUUUACAAGUUUUAAAAAAAUCUCAUUUAGAAGAAACAAAGUAAAAACAUUACCGACUGUUCAAAUAAAAAUGUCUUAGAUAGACAAUAUUCAUUUUGUUCAACAUUAAUUCAACCAAUAACCCCUCUUUAUUUCAGAGAGUUCACAUCAUAUCUGUUGAUCUCUCUGGAGAAUAUGAGAAAAUAGAUUCAGCAUUCCACGCAGUAAGAACAAGAGUGUUGUUGUUGAUGUGUUUUCUGCAUUUUUUUUUACUUAAGUAACCUCGUCAAUUUGUUUUCUGCAGUAGCUCAUACUCUUAGACUUUUUUGUCUGAGUCAAAUUUAAAGAUUUAUAAAGGGACAAUAUUUCUUAUUUUAAUAAGAAUGAUUUUUCAUUUGCAUUGAGACUAAGAAACAGAUUUCCCCCUGAGUUUUAAUGAAAUUCUAUAAUAAAUGCCAAGAAUUCUUCAGAUAGAAUCAAGUGUGGGUCCAGUUGAUUUUCUCAUAAACUGUGCUGGCACUUCCAGUCCUGGGAGAUUUGAGGAUCUUCCUCUGUCAGACUUUAAGGUAACUAAUAGAAAAAUUGUCUUGCAAUUAUUUCAAACAUUUCUACUAUCGUUACACUCAGAAGAUUGCAGUUUAAAUUAAAAAAUAACCCCCCCCCCCCUAAUAUUUUAAAGUAAAUAUAAAUGAACUUAAAAGCAAAGCUACUUCAGAAAUUAAAAGUAAUCUCAAUUCUGACUAACUGAAACAAAUAAUUAAGUUUUAUGCAUAUAUUUUUUAUUGAAAGUUUGAGUCAAGGGAUUUUCCAGGCAAUUCGCAAGAAUAAUUUUGUAUGAAGUCAUGCUUCAUAACUUCCUCUUACUUGUUUUUUUACACACGGGCAGUCUGUAUUUUACUUAAUGCAUCUAGGCUUUAUUGCAGUUGCAGUCCAAAACUCUUAAUCAUAUCAACAAUUUAUGCAUUGGGAUCCUUGAGUUCAUCUCAGAUUACCAAUGAAGAUGCCAUUAAACAAAAACAGAUAUAAAGUUCAUAAUAACAAAUUAGGAGCUUAAUUGAAACAUAUUUAGCUGUAAAAAAUUUGAUGGCAAGUUUCUUUGAGGACUUACUGUAAGUUUCUUGUAAUACAAUAUGUUAAUAGGUGCUCUGAUAAAAUUUAAAUUCCAGAAAAUGAUGGACAUCAAUUACAUGAGUGCAGUGCACUCCACCAGAGCCAUACUGCCUGGCAUGAAGAACAGAGGACGAGGGCGCAUUGUUUUUGUUUCAUCACAAGCUGGACAGAUUGGUCUGUUUGGCUUUUCAGCAUAUUCAGCUUCAAAAUUUGCAUUGAGAGGUUUAGCAGAAGCUUUGCAAAUGGAGGUACAAUAUUUCAUCAUGAGUGAGCAAUCGUCGUAGCAAAAUUAUUCUAAGACUAAGACAUAGUCAUUAGGAAAAUACUUGAAAAUUCUUCCUUAAACUGUCGAGAAUGAACAGACACAUCUCAGUUUUGGUUAAAACUUUUUAAAAUUCUUGAAAGUUAAUACAUUUUUAUUUGCAGGUGAAACCUUAUAACAUCUAUUUAACUCUAGCAUUUCCACCUGACACAAAUACCCCAGGAUUUCAGGAGGAGCAGAAAACAAAGGUGUUCCUUUUUUUAUAUAUAUAUAUUUUUUUUUUUUUCAAAUCAUCAAAGACAGUCUUUUACAAUGUAAAAAUGUCUAUACUAUUUUCUUGUAAAUUUAUUUGAUACCCUUGGUUAGAUGCUGCUGUACUUGUUGGUGGUAAAAAUGCACCUUUUAUCUUUUAUAAUUAGCUCUGCAGGGACCACAUAGUAAUAUUUAAACAUUUUUAUUCAGGGAUUUUGUUUGAUAAUGAAUUUAACAUAUGAAAACCGUUUUGUUAAUAUCAUUUGAUGACAUUAUGAAGCGAAUGAGUCAUUUCUUAGGGAGAACUUAGUUUUUAUCCACAUUAGCAAAGAACGUAAACAAAGAACUGACAUGGAGGGAGGACAAGAAAGUCCCCUUCCCAAGUCUAAAGUACUUCAUGUGAUACUACCUCCCAAAAUCUAAAGAACCGUUUCUUAUCUAUGUGACACCACUCUAAUAAGUACCGGGUACCAUGCCUUAUCAAUAUGAUAUUACCGCCCUAAAUCUACAUUACCGGUCUUUAUCUAUGUUUUACUACAAUCCUAUAUCUGAAGUACCAAUUCUUAUCUAUGUCAUGCUACCGCACUUGAUGUGAAGAUCUUAUGUGAUGCCUAUAUAAACUUAAAAUCAGCUAAAAAAAAUUUUAAAUCUUACGAACUACGAACAUUUUAGGUCUAUAAUUAUUUUAUUUUUUAAAAAGAAAAUUACUGACGACGUUAACAAGUAGAGCAAAAACACAGACUUGUUAGAUUGACCUCCACCAGUGCAACAAAUAACACUAGAAUGAGAAAUGGUGGGAAAAGCAUCAGAUAGAAAUUAUUUUGUUUAGAAUUUCCAGUUCUCAUUACUGUGUAUUGUAUAAUUCACAGCCUAAAGAAACCAAGUUAAUAUCUGAGACCUCAGGACUUUUUACUGCUGAAAAUGUUUCUAACAUCAUACUUGCUGACACUGUGGUAAUUAUAUUCCAUUUCACAGCAAGCACAUUUUAAUAACUAAUUACAUUCUUAUUAAGUAGGAUGGGAAAACAUUAAUUUGUUGAUCUCAACAAAAAAACAUUUUCUGUGAUCACAUUCAUUGGUGGAGUCAUCAAGUAAAUAACAUUUUUAAAAAUAAGCAAAAACAAGACCAUUGUUACAAUUUUCAAUAAUUUAAACCAGCUAUCCAGUGUCAUCAAGCUAGUCACUUGAGCACAAUUACUGACUUAAGAACCAUUAAGCAAUGGUCUAACUUACAAGGAAGAAGGUGUUUGAUAUGACUAAUAUUAGUUUUAAUCUCAAUUUGAUUUAUCAAUAAAUGUUUUUGUCUUUAAAGCGCGGUAGAUUUUUUAGUUCAAUGGGACUGGAUGGAACCAUGCUUGCAUGCGUCACUUGUGGCUUCUCUCCCGUUACUUCCAUCAUGGAGGCCACCCAGCAGGUACACAUUUGAGGAAUCAUUCUACAGUUGACUUUCAAACGUCUCAGAAAGCGAAAAAAAUUCACAAGUAUUGAUUCAAACUGGGAGAGUCAGUAGGAUAAAAGAUUCUCUGGCAGAAUAAGUUCAAUAACUUCGGUAAAAUAAUUUCAAUAACUCAGAAUCAGUUCAAUAAAUUCAGUGGAAUAAGUUCAGAAGGAUAAAUGUAGCUCCAUUAUCAUUAAGAUAACACCAGUAGGAUAAAGGUAGCUCCAUUAAGAUAAAAGAAAAUACCAGUAGGAUAAAGUAGCUCAAUUAAGGUUUAACAAAAUACCACCAUUAUUACAAGCUGAAUAACUAGUAGUAAAGAUAAAAGCUAGUUCUGUUAUUCAUUUUCUGUAAAUAAAUUGGACAGAAAAUGAAAUCAAAUUCUUUAGUACAACAAAGAAAAAAAUGAAACAUGCAGGACAGCUCUGACUCGUCCAAAGAGUAUGUUUGUAUAAUAGACUUGGAGAAAGACCUAACUUUAGGAGAUAAUGAACCAAUGCUGAAUAUCAGUCCAGCUAUAGGCCUUCAUCUCUAGUGUUUCUGUUACCAUUAACUCCUUUAGUCUAGUGAAUUCCCAACUUUGUACUGGUACACCUAUGACCUGUAUAUCUCAUGAAAUAAAAAUGUGUCAUAUGUUUUUUAAACUAUCUGCAAACAGUUAAUUUAGAAAAACACUGCCUUAGCAUUGAGUUUCCCUGCUCACUAAGACAACAAUGAGCCACAGGUGUGUUCGUUCAUCUGCUGGUAGAAUGCAGUUGGUCAUAGUGAAUUUCAUUACCUCCCCAAAAUCUGGGGCAAAACAUUAGUAAGCUUUGCAAACACUUUUAUACCAAGCAAGAAAACCAUUUUAUAGAAUUACCAAGCAAGAAAACCAUUUUAUAGAAUUACCAAGCAAGAAAACCAUUUUAUAGAUUUACUAAGCAAAGAGCCAGCCUUAUAAUAUAAUAAUUAGGAAGCUAAAGACAGUGUUUUAAAUUAUCAAAUACUUCCUGUUUUCUGACAACUAUUUUUUUUAAAUAUCCUUACAGGUAGUGACUAUGGGCAUUUUUCGCAUUAUCUCUCUCUUCUACCUGGAUCACUUUGACAGAAUAGUGCGCAGGUGUAAACUUGACAGAGAUGCUCAAGAAGCUAGUAAAAAGUUGUCAUGAUUUAAAUUAAUCCAUAAUAUCUGAGACCAUGUUAACAUGAGACCAUUAUAGCUAAAAGUGCCAUAGAUCACUUGUUUAAUGAAUGUAUUGGAGCCAUGGGAGCUUUAAGCUCUGUUUUGCAUGACUUGCUCAUACCAAUUUUAUUUGCUUGGAACGAAACAAGGCUGUGUUGAAAUUGAAUGUUGAAUGAUAUUCAUCUGGCACAUGUUAAAAAUAUUAGAAAUGUAAUGUUUAAAAUUAUGGUACAAUAACUAAUUAUUAACUAAUAUGAAAGCAAUUAUGCAAGGAAUUAUUUUUGACGUUUUUUUUUUUUUUGGUCAAUACUUUAAAGUCAGACUAUACAAAAUUUUGAAAAACCUUUGGGACCCCUGUUUUAAAAAAACAGAAAUUUUUCUCUCUUGUGAUAUGGAAUGAAAGGUAGCAGUGUGUAAGAGCUUUAUUUAAAAUCUUUUCUUUUUUAAAUCCUUAUUCCUUAAUAUGCCAAAAAAUGACUUAUGUUUUAAUCUUGUUUACAAGUUAUGGGUCAUGGCAUAUUCAUAUUAUAAUUAAAUCAAUGCAAGUAUGUUACAGAGCCUCUGUGACACACCCUUACCAGUUUGUAGAUAGUUCAUUGAUUGCUUUAUAAGCUGGGAAGCAAAAUGGAAGUCCUUAUUUUUAGAGCAAUAAGUCUUUCAAUGCAAUGUUGACAUUUGACCAUUUCUUUUUCAAUAAAGCAAAAUCUGCUCUAC
Lymnaea stagnalis (great pond snail) is the source of this 8143-nucleotide messenger RNA. NCBI's taxonomy places the organism in Eukaryota, Metazoa, Mollusca, Gastropoda, Lymnaeidae. The record is from the annotation of a GenBank genome assembly.